Molecule: messenger RNA, 1463 nt
Organism: Aedes aegypti (yellow fever mosquito)
Lineage: Eukaryota; Metazoa; Arthropoda; Insecta; Diptera; Culicidae
Exons: 3
Coding region: 39-371 (110 amino acids)
Biological process (GO): negative regulation of biosynthetic process
Source: RefSeq, a predicted model, not a curated record
UGUUUGUACGCCUGCGCGUAUUUUUACUUUUGAACAAGAUGGAAUCGCCAAACUCGACGACGAACCAGCACUCGCUCACGAACAAUUUGGUAACGGUGCCGAUUCCGAUCCUCCCGUCGGAGGGAACCUAUGCGUACGUGUUCGUGAAGGGAUCGCUGUAUGCCCGGGACAGCUCGAUCUUUGGCUGCUCCACGGACGAAGUGCAGGCCCUAUCGAAACGCUUUCAGAUUAGUUCGAUUCCCAUCGACAACGGUGUGGUCAUCAAGGUGGCUCCCUCGCUGAUCAUCAACUCGCUGGCCCAGUUGGGCUACAAAGUCAUCUCGAGUACCGGCGAGGCCGAAGUCGUAUGGACACUGCAGCGUGAGCUGUAGAGCACCAGAGAUUGUUCUGUAUAGUUGAAUUGUUUGAAAAACACGCAAAAGCUUUUAUCAAGUGACCACUUUAGCCGUUAAACCCGUUAUUUUAAGCCACCAAGCAACACUGGAGCCAUUCAACUGGUAUUCCUCCUGCGCGCAAUAACAGCCUUUCCUGUACAAAAAAAACGUAGUUUUGUGUAACAUCUCUACAUAUACCUAUGUAUCUACCUAUUAGUGUGUUGUGUGAAUUCUUCGCAUCCAGCUAUUUUGCGCCGUCACCUUGUGCCUAAUUUCGACCUUGUUACCUAUUUUCAUCCCAAAACGAAGCCCACGCCGCCAUCGACGACGACGACCAACGGAGUCAAAGCCCACAAGCAACACAAUGGCCACAGCGGAUCAGCAUCAUCUCCACCACAACCAGCAGCACGGCGAUCAUCAGUGCAACUGCAGUAAAAGUACGACCGCGUCGCAAUCGCUGGAUGAGCUGGAGUUUGAACGGGGGAUUUGGACAGCCGGUAGCAAUUGAUAACGAUGAGAGUAAGCUACGAUCACUGAUCGAUCGAGGACAACUACACGCAAAAGAUAACUCGGGAUAUACGGCUCUACACUACGCUGCCCGGAGUGGUCACCUUUCAAUCUGCCGAAUACUGCUCGACGCCGGCAUAAGCAUUGACGAACAAACGCAUGGCGGAGUGACGGCACUGCAUCGGGCCGCAAUGAUGGGCCACAUCGACAUCGUCAAUCUCCUGCUGGCGCGAAAAGCCAACCCAUCCGUGCAGGACAGUGAUGGCAAAACCGCUCUCCAUCGGGCAGCGGAAAAAUCCCACCUCGAAGUGUGCCGCAGCUUACUCCAGCGUGAUGGUUCCAAUCUGGCGACGAUUCGCGACUGCAAAGGAAAAGUCCCCCUCGAACUAGUGCCAGAACGAUCGUCCCAACGAAUUGAGCUGCUCGAACUGUUCAACAACGUGCUGUAGUGGGCUGUAAACUCCGGGUUCAUCUUCUGCUCGAAAAAUCAAACUGAAACAAGUCUCGAACCCUUAGUUCUUUCAGUGUGCGAAGUGCUUGAAGGUAUCGUUAAAUUUUACGUAAGUACAUUGAGUUGUAAUC